GCGGCGCGCGGCGCGCGUGGCCCGGGAUGUCGCUGCUGAGGCUGCGGGCGGUGCUGAGGGGCCCGGGCGGGCUGAGGGGGCCCGGGAUCCCAUGGAGAAUCUUCAGGAGCUACACCUCUGCCAGCGCCAGGGAGAAGGCAAACAGAAAUGGUGCCUGUGAGAGGACGGAGCUGCUGGAAGUGCUCAAAGCUCGAGCGAAGCAGCUCCAAGGCAGUAACAUCCCAGAGGUGAUGGUCAACAAAGUGGACCUGGAGCCACUGGACAAUGACAAGGACCAGGAGUCUGUGGCUCCUGGCCCCAUGGAGAAGCAGACAGUUCCCAGGGCACAGGGUGAUGGCCUGGCCCGACCCAGCAGCUGGGCUGACAAGUUGCAGAAGGAGAUGCACAUUCGACAGCUGAAGAUGGAGCAGGGAUUGCCYGGUGCUGCCCAAGCCAAUCCAAAGGUGAAAGCAGAUGCUGCCUGGAGCCAGAGCAAGCCCACAGUGAUGGAAGUGAAGGAAGCAGUGGAACCAAAGAGGCCUCAGGGGGUGCCAAAGGACAGGAGCAACCAGAAGGUCCUGCAGCAGACCAUCCARUCCAACCUGGAGUGCUUCGUGUUCCUGCAGCAGCCGGAGGAGGCCGAGCGGUACCUGCUGCUGUGCCACAGCUCUCCCGUGAAGCGGAAGGUGCUGGAUGUUGGUGCCUACAACACUGUGAUGCGCAGCUGGGCCAGGAAGGGCUGCUUGAAUCGCAUUGACCGGCUGUUUUCCAUGCUGGAGUCCACCGGCCGCCGGCCCAACCUGGACUCCUACGCGGUGGCCCUGGAGUGCAUGGGCCGGAACCAGUCACCUCCCAAAGCCAUCUUGAGGUACCUGCAGCAGCUGAACAGCGAYGGAUUCCAUGUGGAUGAGCUCUUCCAAAAGUGCCUGUUUGAGAAAGAUGAGAAGGAGAUGGUGCUGUGGGCCAUCAGGACUGUCCAGCCCAACUACCAGCUGCCUCCUCCACCCAGCCCCCAGAUCUGCAAGUCUUCUCUGCUCCAGGACUACUAUGCCAGAGAGACGAUGGUGUCAUAUCCCAAGCUGGAUUUCUCCAUGAAGGAGUUGCAGGAGUGCUUCCAGCAGCAGCUGGAGAUGGAGCUGAAGAACACCAUAACCAUUGAAUCAGUGGAGACAGCCAAGCCCCUGACCCCACAGGCUGUCAAAGCGCGUGAGCUGCUGGGCACCCUCCGCUCCCAGUGGCACGACGCCAUCCUGCAGGCCCUGCAGAAUUCCAAGCGCAGCAUGGCCAAGCCCAGGAGGCUAUCGAAGCACAGCAUGCUCUACCCUUACCUGUGCCUGCUGCCCGAUGAGGAGUACGUGGACAUCAUGCUGCAGGUCCUCAAUGAUCUGUCUCCACAAGGUGAGUCCCUGGCUGUCCUGGCCAGGGAGCUGGGCUCCAAGGUCUAUGACAGAUACAUCAUCCAGAGGAAGCUGCGUAGCUGCCAGCUGGAGAAGGUGCAGGAGGUCUACAAGAAUUAUGUCCAGCUGCUGGCAAAGGACAGCCAGYCUGAACAGUACUUACCACGGGAAUACUGGGAGAAGCUGGUGGCUGAAGCAGGCUUUGGGCCCUCCCUUCACCUGAAGAACUGCAGCUGGCCCUGUGCACUCCUCAUGCACCUGGGCAUGCACAUGCUGGAGCUSCUGGUGAAGGCUGUCAAAGUGCCCAGGAACAUCCUCAAUCGUCGCCUGCAGUCCAAGCCUAUCCCUGUCCUCUACCACGUCUACUCCUUCUACAGCAGCUGGCAGGUUGGGCGGAUAAAGCCCCAUCCCAUCUUCUCCCGGCUUGUGUCAGAGGCUGCAGAGACCACACUGACCUUCAACUCCUCUGCCAUGCCCAUGCUGUGCCCCCCACUGCCCUGGACCUCCCCCCAUUUUGGUGCCUUUGUCCUCAACGACACCAAGCUGAUGCGUUUCAUGGACGACAUCAUCCACCACCAGCUGCUCCUGGAGCAGUGUCCCCUGGUGAACCUCCACCCYGUGCUCGAUGCCCUCAACCAGCUGGGCAACUGUGCCUGGAAGAUCAACCAACCAGUGCUGGAUAUCAUCAUCUCCAUCUUCAACGACAAAGGUGAUGAGAAGCUGGACAUCCCACCACCCCUCUCUGAGGCUCCCAAGCCUCCCACUGCUCCYGGCCAUUUCUCGACCUGGAGCGAAUCCCUCAAGCACGAGCUGUUCCUGUGCAAGAAAAAGACUGCAGAGAUGCACAGCCUGCGCAUGGACGCGCUCUACAAGCUUUCCAUCGCCAACUACGUCAGGGACAAGGUGUUCUGGUUCCCUCACAACAUGGAUUUUCGUGGCAGGACUUACCCGUGCCCGCCCUAUUUCAACCACCUGGGCAAUGAUGUCACCCGGGCCAUCCUGCUGUUUGCAGAGGGGAGGCCACUGGGGCCCAGGGGACUCGACUGGCUGAAGAUCCACCUCAUCAACCUGACGGGGCUGAAGAAGAAGAACACCUUGCAGGAGAGGUUGGAGUAUGCCAAUGAAAUCAUGGAGGACAUCCUGGACUCAGCUGACAACCCGCUCACGGGCAGGAAGUGGUGGAUGAACACUGAUGAGCCCUGGCAAGCCUUGGCAUGCUGCAUGGAAAUCGCCAAAGCCUCGAGGUCCCCAGAUCCAGCAGCCUACAUCUCUCACUUCCCRGUUCACCAGGAUGGCUCCUGCAAUGGGCUGCAGCACUAUGCAGCGCUUGGCCGGGACCUCAGCGGUGCUGUCUCCGUCAACCUGGUGCCCUGUGGGCUCCCUCAGGAUGUCUACAGUGCAGUGGCCCAGCAGGUGGAGGAGUUUCGGAAGAAGGAUGCUGAGAGGGGGGUGAAGAUUGCCCAAGUGCUGCAGGGCCUCAUCAGCCGCAAGGUGGUGAAGCAGACGGUGAUGACGGUGGUGUACGGGGUCACGCGCUACGGCGGCCGCCUGCAGAUCGAGAAACGCCUCAAGGAGAUCGAUGAGUUCCCUGAGGAGUAUUUGUGGGAAGCAUCUCACUACCUGGUGAAGCAGGUGUUCAACGGCAUCAAGGAGAUGUUCUCAGCAACUCGAGACAUCCAGAGCUGGCUGACAGAGAGCGCCAAGCUCAUYGCCCAGUCAGGCCGGACGGUGGAGUGGGUCACACCACUGGGACUCCCCAUCAUACAGCCCUACUAUCGCUCCAGGCCCACUGUGCUGAACUGUGGCAUGCAGAACUUGAGUGUGAAAAGCUACAACAGCAAUCAGAAACCUGACACUGUGAAGCAGAAGAAYGCCUUCCCCCCCAACUUCAUCCACUCCCUGGACUCCACACACAUGAUGCUCACAGCUUUGCACUGCCUCAGGAAGGGCCUGACCUUCGUCUCUGUCCACGAUUGCUACUGGACUCACGCGCUCACUGUGGAUGUUAUGAACCAGAUCUGUCGGCAGCAGUUCGUGGCUCUGCACAGCGAGAAGAUUCUGCAGGAUCUGUCCGAGUUCAUGCUGGAGAAGUACUGCAGUUCAUCMAGGUCCAGCACAGAACCCAUAGCCCGUUGGCAGAAGAGACUGAUGGAGCAGCUGUCAAAUGUCCCCAAGACAGGUGAAUUCAACCUGAAGCAAGUGAUGGAUUCCACYUAUUUCUUCAGCUGAGCCCUGGCAGCCCACAGGGCCCUGGGAUACCUCUGGACCUCCAGCCACGGUGGGCACUGGCCAGUGAUGCUCUUCUGUGCCACAUCUCACRGGGAAUGAGGUGCAGCCUCCAGCCCAGCAAGAGCCCUGCCCCACUCUGAGCUGCUGGGGCAAACUGGGACUGCUGGAGCAGCCGUUGGAGGAUGGAGCCUGCACUGUUUGCUGUCACUGCCCSUGU
This is a messenger RNA of Malurus melanocephalus (red-backed fairy wren), 3822 nucleotides long. RefSeq names its product RNA polymerase mitochondrial (gene POLRMT). Gene Ontology annotation, cellular component: mitochondrial DNA-directed RNA polymerase complex. The transcript has 21 exons. The record is from RefSeq and is a predicted model, not a curated record. Bases 27 to 3605 code for a protein of 1192 amino acids. Gene Ontology annotation, biological process: mitochondrial transcription. Lineage: Eukaryota; Metazoa; Chordata; Aves; Passeriformes; Maluridae. Gene Ontology annotation, molecular function: mitochondrial promoter sequence-specific DNA binding; DNA-directed RNA polymerase activity; protein binding.